UAAAAGGACGAUCAUUCAAUGACUCAAUAGGUAGUUCUUUGUCGACGCUCCGAAGACAAUAAGAGACACUCUUGUGCUAAACAAUUUGUUCGUUUCUUUACCAUUCAAAAGGUUACAUUUUUAAAAUGUGGAGUAAAAUUUUGAUAAUCUCUGUUGUUGUGGGUGUGUGCAUUGCUGCAACGGUCACGGUGGCUAAGCCACCAGAGGAGGAACUAGUGCCAGCCGCUGUUGUGGACGAUCUUAAGACGGCCGAAUCGAAUGUCGGCCGACAAUUUAGUCAUGGUGGAUAUGGUUCUUAUCCCUACUUCGGAUUUGGUGGAUACGGCGGCAAUUUUGGACAAGUUGGCGGAUUCGGUGGAUAUGGAGGUUAUGGCGGAUCUUGGGGCGGACAUCACAGCCAUGGAGGAUAUGGAGGCUAUGGUCACCAGGGCUACCCACACGGAGGCGGCUAUGGCCAUCAUCACGGCUGAUUGGCAUUGAUCAUAGAAAAUGUGUAACUCAAACAUGCCGUCAAUGAAUCAAAAAUGAAUAAAAGUUUUGAUGAGAAAAAAAAA
Messenger RNA from Sitodiplosis mosellana (orange wheat blossom midge), 554 nucleotides. RefSeq lists its product as uncharacterized. The record is from RefSeq and is a predicted model, not a curated record. The coding region runs from base 126 to 470 and encodes 114 amino acids. Lineage: Eukaryota; Metazoa; Arthropoda; Insecta; Diptera; Cecidomyiidae. The transcript has 6 exons.